This is a messenger RNA of Gadus chalcogrammus (walleye pollock), 1146 nucleotides long. RefSeq lists its product as uncharacterized. The record is from RefSeq and is a predicted model, not a curated record. The transcript has 2 exons. The coding region runs from base 71 to 1045 and encodes 324 amino acids. NCBI's taxonomy places the organism in Eukaryota, Metazoa, Chordata, Actinopteri, Gadiformes, Gadidae.
UUCUCAACCAUGGCCGAAAUAACGAGCAUUGCAUGUCUUUACCUUUUGUGGAAGAGGGAGAGACGUCAGAAUGCCCAUCGUUAGCCGUACAGAGCUCGGCGAAUUUCACCGUCUUCUACAGGAGCUCCGUCUGGAUGACGACCGCUUCCAGCGCUAUUUGAGGUUGACUCCGGCCCAGUUUGAUGACCUGCUAGGUAGGAUCGGUGCUAGGAUUUAUCGGCUCGACACCAACUACAGGCGCUCCAUCUCAGCUACGGAGCGCCUGUCCAUCUGUCUCCGAUACCUAGCCACUGGGGACUCCUACAGGACCAUCGCGAAUAGUUUCCGUGUUGGGACCUCCACUGUCUCCAGCAUUGUCCCUGAUGUUGCCACUGCAAUCUGGGACCGUCUGGUGGAGGAGUUCAUGGCUGUGCCCACCACAGAUGAGUGGAGGUCCAUUGCAGGGAGGUUUGAGGAGCGGUGGAAUUUUCCUCUUUGCUGUGGAGCAUUGGAUGGGAAACAUGUGGUCAUCAAAGCCCCUGCUCACUCAGGAUCCCAGUACUUCAAUUAUAAGGGAACCUUCUCUCUUGUUCUCUUGGCGGUUGUACACGCGGAAUAUUGUUUCCGGGUGAUUGAUGUCGGGGGCUAUGGAAGAACCAGCGAUGGUGGGAUUCUGGCCAACUCUGCUUUUGGUGCAGCGCUUCAGUCUGGCCCCCUCCAACUGCCUGCUGACCUGCCACUAACAGGAGCUGACCACCGAGGACCACAGCCACAUGUCUUUGUGGCUGAUGAGGCCUUUCCAAUUCGGAAAAACCUCAUGAGGCCAUUCCCUGGUCGCAACAUGGCAAGAGAGCGCCGGGUUUUCAACUCCCGUCUGUCCCGAGCUCGGCUGGUUGUUGAGAAUGCCUUUGGGAUCCGUUCUUCCCAGUGGAGGGUCUACAGGCUUGCCCUCGAGGUCAACGUAGAGGUUGUGGAGAAGUGUGUGAAGGCUACCUGUGUUCUCCACACCUUCAUGCGGAAGACCAACCCCCCCAAGUGCAUUGAGGGGGAACAUCCCAGCUGGUGAGGUGGACCCACUGCCAGGUCUGGGAAGAGUUGCUGCCAACAACUCAGUGAGGGAAGCAAUCAGGAUUCGGGAGGCCUUCACGUCCUACUUCUCUGCUGGGG